AUGCGGGACGCUUCGGAGCGUGAGGCGGCAGAGCGACUUAUUCAUGCAGUCGGAGAUGGCCUCAAACACCUCCAAAUUGACUUUGCUAACGAUGAGCACGCGCAGAGUUUCGUCGAGAGCCAGUGUCUGCUGACAUGUGCAGGCUUGGAAUCCCUCGGCCUAUCUUCCCAUAUGUGCAAGGGCGACACCACCUCUCAAAUGAUUGCAUUGCUGUUGCAGCCCCCGUCCAGUAGGCAUCUCCAACGUCUGACGCUCCUCGCCACGCAUUAUCUCGCGAACGGAACUGUUGAUUUUGACCACCUCAGGAGGAUCGACACCAUUCUCGCACAAGACAAGUUGCAGAUGGUGGAAUUAUUCGUUCAUCUCAUUCCUCCCGCCAGCCACGCAGAGCAGAGCAUUCGAACGGAGACUCAGCUGGGGCAGGAAAUGGCAAGCUUACUCCCCACGCUAUUUCGACGCGGCGUCCAGAUUACAAUCAAGAUGCAUUACCGGUAUGGGUCCUAUGGCCAACAGUAUUCAUCACCGGAGUGA
Sparassis crispa is the source of this 531-nucleotide messenger RNA. RefSeq lists its product as hypothetical. Bases 1 to 531 code for a protein of 176 amino acids. NCBI's taxonomy places the organism in Eukaryota, Fungi, Basidiomycota, Agaricomycetes, Polyporales, Sparassidaceae. The transcript has 2 exons. The record is from RefSeq and is a predicted model, not a curated record.